UAACAUUUUCUCUCUUUUUUUUUCUGUUUACAAACACCUCUUCGACACUUCGUUCGAUCGUAGUAUCAAAAUUCCCCCUCUUUACGAAGAGAAACUCACGAGAACGGAAAAAAAAAAAUAGUCGCCGAUCCCCAAUUCUCACUUCAUUCGCGAUUCUUUCGAUUCGGGGAGAUAAUUAGCAGUAGUAAUGGAUGAUCAUGUAAGGAAAAAGUCCCUUAUAUUCUUAAGAUAGCCAAAGGCUCUUCAUUCGUCUGUGGGGAUGGAAAAGAAAAGAGCUACUGAAGAAAAUGAAUCAGGAUUUGCUCCUCCUUCAAGAUCGGUGGACAAGUUUGGUUUUAUAAAGCAAGAUAAUUGGGGAAAUUCUGCAGAGGGCUUGACGAGAAGCAGAUCUACAAAUGACCGUGAAAGGGAGGAGAGGAGGAUUAAAAAAUGGAGGAAGAUGAUAGGUGUUGGUGGAAGCGACUGGAAGCAAUAUGUUAGGAGAAAACCUCAUGUCGUUAAGAGACGUAUAAGGAAAGGAAUUCCUGAUUGUUUGAGGGGUCUCGUCUGGCAAUUAAUUUCUGGAAGUCGAGACCUCCUGCUGUUGAACCCUGGAGUUUAUGAGCGACUUGUGAUAUAUGAGACAUCGCCAUCAGAACUGGAUAUCAUUCGUGACAUAUCUCGGACUUUCCCUUCACAUGUUUUCUUUCAACAGAGACAUGGGCCUGGACAGAGAUCCUUGUACAAUGUUCUAAAGGCAUACUCUGUCUAUGACAGGGAUGUUGGAUAUGUUCAGGGUAUGGGAUUUUUAGCAGGUCUGUUACUUCUUUACAUGAGUGAAGAGGAUGCUUUUUGGCUAGUAGUUGCUUUAUUGAAGGGGGCUGUUCAUGCACCAAUGGAAGGGUUGUAUCUGGUAGGUCUGCCACUUGUACAGCAAUACCUAUUUCAGUUUGAGCAAUUAGUGAAUGAGUACAUGCCAAAGUUGGGGCAACAUUUUUCUGAAGAAAAGAUAAACCCAAGCAUGUACGCAAGCCAAUGGUUCAUAACUGUAUUUUCAUAUUCAUUUCUGUUUCCUUUGGUUCUUCGCAUUUGGGAUGUUUUCCUGUAUGAGGGUAUGAAAGUUGUCUUUCAAGUUGGGUUGGCUUUAUUGAGAUUUUGCCAUGAUGAUUUGGUAAAGUUACCCUUUGAGAGACUUAUACAUGCUUUGCGAAACUUUCCCGAAGAUGCGACAAAUCCAGAUACACUAUUGCCGCUUGCGCUCUCUUUUAAGGUUUUGAAACACUUGGAGGAAACUGAACUAGAAUAUCAGAGGAGAAACGAGGGAUCUGUAACCUGCGGAGUCUCAUGUGGCAAUCGGCUGCUUUCAAUUAAAUCAAAGACACUAAGCAGGACUCGAACGGCUGCUUGUGUCUUUCAGAAUGAAUCUUCGAGCUAAGCCCUAUGGCAGUCUUUUCUCCUUGAUGCCGGCGGCCGCUGCUACUGUUUGGAGAUGCUUAAGGCUUCUGCUCUGCAGGAAAACAUUUCUAUGGCUUUGCUUGGUAGAGGGUGGCAAAACUAUUCUCAAAGAGCCAAUGUAAUAUAUUAAGGCGAAAUAUGUGAGGAUUACUGAAAUGAUGAAGGCUUCUUGUAAUUUGUUUUGUUAAAUGAAAUGCCUACAGAUUAUUGAUUUUCAAAGAAUAAGUUGGAGGAAAUUGUAAUUUGCUUUUUCA
Ananas comosus (pineapple) is the source of this 1688-nucleotide messenger RNA. Its product is annotated as EVI5-like protein. NCBI's taxonomy places the organism in Eukaryota, Viridiplantae, Streptophyta, Magnoliopsida, Poales, Bromeliaceae. The transcript is spliced from 10 exons. Bases 260 to 1414 code for a protein of 384 amino acids. The record is from RefSeq and is a predicted model, not a curated record.